Molecule: messenger RNA, 3074 nt
Organism: Ziziphus jujuba (common jujube)
Lineage: Eukaryota; Viridiplantae; Streptophyta; Magnoliopsida; Rosales; Rhamnaceae
Product: pentatricopeptide repeat-containing protein At4g02750
Exons: 1
Coding region: 513-2513 (666 amino acids)
Biological process (GO): RNA modification
Molecular function (GO): protein binding; RNA binding
Source: RefSeq, a predicted model, not a curated record
CCAUACAGUUUUUCUCUGUGAUAUUGGUUCUGCUGGCAAAGAUCAUGGUGGGGUUGCCCUCGUAAUGGUUCUUGGGGUGUUGAUGCAUGAGAGGGCUGCAUUGAGAAAUUUCCUUUGCAAAAAUUUUUUUAAGUGCGUGUGUAGAAAUUAUAACAUAGAUUCUUAAAUUCACAGAGUUUUUUGGUGUGUAUAAAGCAGUUAUAUUGGAUUUUAUGAACAACAAUUAAUAUAGUUUAUAAAGAUACCCGAGCAGUUUUAUGGGGUGUAUAGAGUGAUUUUUGUCGUUCUCAUUUUCUUAAUACACCCGGAAAGUUUUACUUUCACAGGGCAAUCUUAUUCACAUUUCUAAAUACACCCACCCAAUUUAUGUAACUGUAACAUCGUUUCUAAAUACACUUCCACAAUUGAAUAAGCAUUUUUAAUUCAUAUUUAGUUACCGUUAAAUUUGGGUUGAGUUCAAAAUCCCAUGUCCGUUAAGACUUUGAUUUUCCUCGUCCUUUUGGCGCCAUGAAAUGAACCACUCCAUAUUGAAUCUUCUAAACAGGUGCCAAACCUGCAAAUCCUUGAAAUCCAUCCAUGCCCAUCUUUUUGUUACUGGAUCAGUGACCUCAUCUGAUCUUGUCCUCAAUAGGCUUCUACGCCUAUACUCACGCUUUGGAGCCAUUCCUUAUGCCCGCAAGACGUUCGAUGAAAUUUCUCAACCAAAUGCCUUCCUUUGGACCGCCUUGAUAUAUGGGUAUGUCGAGAAUCGUCAAUACGAGGAAGCGUUUUCACUGUUUCGCCGUAUGCACAAUUACUCUGUCAUGCCCUUGAACUUCACUAUUGCGUCCGUGCUCAAGGGUUUAGCUCGGCAGACGAGAGUUAAAGAUGGGGAAGCAAUUUGUGGGUUCGCUUUGAAAUCUGGUUGUGGUUUUGAUUUGGUAGUUCAUAAUGCAGUAAUUGACUUGUUCAUGAGAUGUGGGAAAUUAGAUACGGCAAGAUUGGUAUUUGAGGAUAUGGAUGAAAGAGAUGUUGUUUCUUGGAAUGCAAUGAUCUCUGGUUAUGCAAGUAAUGGUAGAGUCGAUAUUGCACGACAGUUAUUUGACAGCAUGCCUGAAAGGAAUGUGAUUUCUUGGACAAGCAUGAUUUCUGGGUAUGUUAAGUCAGGGGAUAUUGUGGAGGCAAAAUUUCUUUUUGACAAAAUGCCCAUGAAAGACUCAGCUUCAUUAAAUGUGAUGAUUUCUGGGUAUAUCGAUUCUGGUGACAUUGAGUCUGCUCGUUGCUUAUUUGAAGUGAUGCCAGAUCACGAUGUUGGGACUUGGAACCUAAUGAUUACAGGUUUUUGUAAAGCGGGGCAAUUUGAAUCUGCCAAAAACUUCUUUGACAGAAUGUCAAAGAGGAACGUUGCUUCAUGGACCAUAAUGUUGGAUGGUUAUAUGAAAACUGGGGAUGUUAACGGUGCCAGGUGCUUAUUUGACCAGAUACCUGAGAAGAAUUUGGUCUCCUGGUCUACCAUGAUUGGGGGUUAUGCAAGAAAUUCACAGCCUAGAAAUGCUUUGGAAAUGUUUAAAAACUUUAAGGCACAAGGCAUUAGACCAGAUGAGACUUUUAUAUUAGCAAUCAUCUCAGCUUGCUCACAAUUGGGAAUUCUAGAUAUAGCUGAAUCAAUUAUUAGUGACUGUGAAGGAACUUUAAACCUUUCGAGUCUCCAGGUGGUCACCAGUUUGAUUGAUAUGUAUGCAAAAUGUGGAAGCAUUGAAAGAGCAGCUCAAGUGUUCAAUAGAGCAUAUAAGAAAGAUUUGCUUUGCUAUAGCACAAUGAUUGCAGCCUUAGCAAAUCAUGGACUGGGUCAUGAAGCUAUCUCUUUGUUUGAGGAGAUGAAGAGCACAAACAUAAAACCUGAUGGAGUAAGUUUUCUUGGGGUUCUGAGUGCCUGUAAUCAUGGUGGCCAUGUCAAUGAAGGCUGGAGGUACUUCAGACAAAUGAAAGAUGAAUAUGGAAUUCAUCCUUCCCAAAGACACUAUGCAUGUGUUGUUGAUCUCCUUGGCCGUGCUGGAUGCUUGGAAGAAGCACUUAACUUCAUUUGUAACAUGCCAGUCGCACCAAAUUCAGCUGUAUGGGGUGCUUUGCUUGCGGCUUGUAGAGUCCAUUGCAAUGUCCAAAUGGCUGAAGUUGCCGCAUCAGAGUUAUUCAAGAUUGAGCAAACCAAUUCUGGUAAUUAUAUCCUAUUGUCCAAUAUCUAUGCUGCUGCAGGAAGGUGGGAUGGUGUAUCGAAAGUGAGAGCAAUGAUUAGAGAGCAGCGGGUUAGAAAAAAUAAAGGGUCAAGCUGGAUUGAGUUGGGAUCUGAGGUUCAUGAAUUUGUCAUGGGUGAUAGAUCACAUUCUAAUUUAGAAAGCAUCUACCUUAUGUUAGAUUUACUUAGAUCAGAUAUGAAGUUCCUGGGAUAUUUGAUAGACCAUGAAGGUGAAGAAGUUAUCUUACCAUCUAAAUGGCCGCCUAAUAUAUACUCUUACAACAUGUUACAUGAUGGAUGAUCCACACUUGUACAUGUUACAGGAAUAAUUUGGAUUUUAAUUUCCCAUUCUUUUGUUCACAGAAUCCUCUAUAUAGUUGUUAAUCACGGUUGAAAAUUCUCUAACCAUGCAGAUCAAGUAUCUAAAAUUGUUUGCACCCUCAGUUUAUGUUGUUGACGUUUCUCAUUUGGGUUGUAUAUGGUAGAGCAUUGGUUGCAAAUGCCGGCAGAUAAAAGAGUAGAUUUUAACCUCUUUGUUGAACAACGUAUAUUUCGAUUACUUUGGACCUAGGUUGGAGCAGAAGUGAGAUAUAAUCGUAAAUCAAUACAAAAUGUAUAAUAUUUUGUGGUAUACUACUAUGUUUUCCCACUAAAUUGCCCAAUGUAUGGACAUUCUAGUCAGCGUAGCCAAGUGAGACCUUGACUAGGUGAUAUAGUGACAUAAAAGCUGCCUUGCUAAUACUCUGGACACCACGUCGUGUGUUUCUGUUUGUAUAUUUCUGAAGCUUAGUUGUAUAGAAGAUAAAGAUUUGUGUAGCCGACACAAAUAGUUAAAUUCCAAACCAUCAAUAACAUUCAUAUU